Haliotis rubra (blacklip abalone) is the source of this 1461-nucleotide messenger RNA. Its product is annotated as sialidase-like. The transcript has 2 exons. Lineage: Eukaryota; Metazoa; Mollusca; Gastropoda; Lepetellida; Haliotidae. The record is from RefSeq and is a predicted model, not a curated record. The coding region runs from base 1 to 1461 and encodes 486 amino acids.
AUGCAGGCUGCUGGCGAUGUAGCUGGAUCAAACAGUGAGGCUGAGAGAGCCGCCGCUAGUCCAACACUGGGCUCCGCGAAGGGCGAGACAGGUCGCCAUUCCAAACUAACAAAUACACCGGGACGCUCUACCAUCCUCAACACACAUAGUACAUCAAGCAACCCAACCACUCUCAACACCCACAGUACACCAGGACGCUUUACCAUCAUCAACAUCCACAGUACACCAGGACGCUCUACCAUCAUCAACACCCACAGUACACCAGGACGCUCUAUCAUCAUCAACACCCACAGUACACCAGGACGCUCUACCAUCAUCAACACACAUAGUACAUCAAGCAACCCAACCACUCUCAACACCCACAGUACACCAGGACGCUUUACCAUCAUCAACAUCCACAGUACACCAGGACGCUCUACCAUCAUCAACAUCCACAGUACACCAGGACGCUUUACCAUCAUCAACAUCCACAGUACACCAGGACGCUCUACCAUCAUCAACAUCCACAGUACACCAGGACGCUCUACCAUCAUCAACAUCCACAGUACACCAGGACGCUCUACCAUCAUCAACAUCCACAGUACACCAGGACGCUCUACCAUCAUCAACACCCACAGUACACCAGGACGCUCUACCAUCAUCAACAUCCACAGUACACCAGGACGCUCUACCAUCAUCAACAUCCACAGUACACCAGGACGCUCUACCAUCAUCAACACCCACAGUACAUCAGGACGCUAUACCAUCAUCAACAUCCACAGAACACCCAGACGCUCUACCAUCAUCAACAUCCACAGUACACCAGGACGCUCUACCAUCAUCAACAUCCACAGUACACCAGGACGCUCUACCAUCAUCAACAUCCACAGUACACCAGGACGCUCUACCAUCAUCAACACCCACAGUACACCAGGACGCUCUACCAUCAUCAACAUCCACAGUACACAAGGACGCUCUACCAUCAUCAACAUCCACAGUACACCAGGACGCUCUACCAUCAUCAACAUCCACAGUACACCAGGACGCUCUAUCAUCAUCAACACCCACAGUACACCAGGACGCUCUACCAUCCUCAACACACAUAGUACAUCAAGCAACCCAACCACUCUCAACACCCACAGUACACCAGGACGCUUUACCAUCAUCAACAUCCACAGUACACCAGGACGCUCUACCAUCAUCAACAUCCACAGUACACCAGGACGCUCUAUCAUCAUCAACACCCACAGUACACCCAGACGCUUUAUCAUCUUGAACACCCACAGUACACCCAGACGCUUUAUCAUCUUCAACAUCCACAGUACACCCAGACGCUUUACCAUCAUCAACAACCACAGUACAUCCAGACGCUCUACCAUCAUCAACAUCCACAGAACACCCAGACGCUUUACCAUCAUCACAAACCACAGAACACACAGGAACUCUACCAUCCUCAACACCCUCUGUACACCCAGCAACUAA